CUCCUGCCUAGGGGAUCCAUUGCUCUGCGCUCUGCUCGCGAUGCCUUUCCGGGCUUUCCACGUUGCUGGGCGCCGCCAUUGCACUAGAGGCAGCCAUGGAAGUGGAGGCAGUCAAGAAGGAGGGGAAAGCGGCCCCUCUCCGGCGCCGGCAUGUGGCCCAUCAGAUCCCAAAGGAGAUCCUCUCGGACCCGGACCUGCAGGCGGCCGUGGGGUCUUUGCCCCCCAACUACAACUUCGAGGUCCCCAAAACCGUCUGGCGCCUCCGGCAGAGCCAAGCCAAGCGGGUGGCCCUGCAGAUGCCUGAAGGCCUCCUGAUGUUCGCCUGCACCUUGGCCGACAUCCUUGAGAGAUUCACGGGCGCAGAGACUAUCAUCAUGGGGGACGUCACUUACGGGGCUUGUUGCGUGGACGACUUCACCGCCAAGGCCUUGGGGGCCGACUUCUUGGUCCAUUAUGGACACAGCUGCCUGGUCCCGAUCGAUGCCACGCGGGGCCUGCAGAUGCUGUAUGUCUUUGUAGACAUCAAGGUGGAUACGGGACAUUUCGUGGACUCCGUCCGCUUCAACUUUGACCCCGGCUCCAGGCUGGCCCUGGUCAGCACUGUCCAGUUCCUCUCUGCCCUCCAGGCGUCCGCUCGGGACUUGGCUCCGGAAUAUUGUGUCCAAAUCCCACAAAGCAAGCCUCUGUCACCGGGAGAGAUCCUGGGAUGCACUGCCCCCCGGUUGCCUAGCAACACCGAUGCUAUUGUGUAUUUGGGAGACGGCCGUUUUCACUUGGAGUCCAUCAUGAUUGCAAACCCCAGCAUCCCCGCUUACAGGUACGACCCCUACAGCAAGGUCUUCUCCAAGGAGGGCUUCUCCCACCGGCGCAUGGCGGACUCCCGGGAGAGGGCCGUGGGCCAGGCCUCCCGGGCCGGGAAGUGGGGCCUGAUCCUGGGCUCCUUGGGCCGGCAGGGCUCCCCCGCCAUCCUACAGCACCUGGAGUCGGUGUUGGGGUCCCUGGGGCGGCCCUUCCUGCGCGUGCUCCUCUCGGAGAUCUUCCCCCAGAAGCUGGGCCUCUUCCCGGAGGUCGAAGCGUGGGUCCAGGUCGCCUGCCCUCGGCUCUCCAUUGACUGGGGAGAGGCCUUCCCCAAGCCCCUGCUCACCCCCUACGAGGCGGCGGUAGCGCUACAGCAGAUUGAAUGGCAAGAGACGUACCCCAUGGACUUCUAUGCGGCCCAAUCGCUCGGCCCUUGGACCGUCAACCACCACUCCCAUCGUCCACAGAAGGCGGCAAAAGAGGUCAAGACAGUCAAGGAUGAAUGAACGAGCGUCAAUAAAAAGCCAGCAUAAAUAAUAAAUAUAAGUGAUUAUUUUUUCUAUUUUUAA
Anolis carolinensis (green anole) is the source of this 1367-nucleotide messenger RNA. It is a transcript of the gene dph1, whose product is annotated as diphthamide biosynthesis 1. Gene Ontology annotation, molecular function: 2-(3-amino-3-carboxypropyl)histidine synthase activity. The transcript has 12 exons. Gene Ontology annotation, biological process: protein histidyl modification to diphthamide. Lineage: Eukaryota; Metazoa; Chordata; Lepidosauria; Squamata; Anolidae. The coding region runs from base 96 to 1304 and encodes 402 amino acids. The record is from RefSeq and is a predicted model, not a curated record.